Molecule: messenger RNA, 1834 nt
Organism: Diabrotica virgifera virgifera (western corn rootworm)
Lineage: Eukaryota; Metazoa; Arthropoda; Insecta; Coleoptera; Chrysomelidae
Product: venom carboxylesterase-6-like
Exons: 9
Coding region: 12-1685 (557 amino acids)
Source: RefSeq, a predicted model, not a curated record
CCUAUUUUUAUAUGCAGUUCUAUUUUAGUAAUCUUAAUAUGGGACUCAAAAACGGUUUAGUAGUUUUUCUUUUGUUGGAGCUGUUUAAAGUAAAUGCUGCUGAUAAUGGACCUGAAGUACAGACCCCAUUGGGUCGCAUACGAGGGGUUUAUAAAAAGUCAUCCGAAGGAUACACAUACAGCUCCUUUGAGGGAAUACCUUAUGCGAAACCACCAAUUAAUGAACUUCGUUUUGAGGAACCUGUUCCUGUCGAACCGUGGAAGGAAGUGAUUGAUGCGACAAAGUCUUCUGCCUGUCCACAGCGAGAUAUUAAAGGACUGGGACCUGUCAUUGGAGAAGAAGAUUGCUUAUAUCUUAAUAUAUACGUACCAGGUGAAGUGGAUCCUAAAAACAGUUACGAUAUACAAUUCUUCAUUCACGGAGGUUCAUUAAUGAUAGGCUCUGGUCAAUUGGCAAGCGAUUCCUUUAUGAUGGAUAAUCAAAACGUGAUUUUCGUUUCAUUCAACUACAGAUUAGGGCCACUAGGAUUUUUAUCAACGGAAGAUAACGAAGUACCGGGAAACAACGGCAUGAAGGAUCAAGUGAUGGCUCUUAAGUGGUUAAGAGAUAAUAUCCACUCAUUUGGAGGAAAUCCACAAUCUAUUACCAUAACUGGAUUCUCAGCAGGAGGAUCAUGUGUUCAUCUUCUGUAUUUAUCACCUUGGUCAAAAGACCUCUUUGUUAGAGGAAUUUCUAAUAGCGGUUCAGCUAUCAGUCCUUGGUUUCUUAAAGAAAAACCUCUAAUAUUUGCCCAAAAACUGGCUGCAGAUGUCGGCUGCCCCACAUCACCCACAUCAGCAUUAAAAGCUUGCCUGAAAGAAAAACCUGCGAAUCUAUUGAUGGAACAAAUCGAGAAUUUUAUGGAAUAUGUUCAUUUGCCCAUGUCUCCUUUCGGUGUUGUAAUUGACACAUGGGCAAACAAUUCUUUUUUGCCCGAACACCCUUACAGUUUGUUGGCCCGUGGGAAAAUGUUGGAUUUGCCAUGGAUUGUUUCAGUUAAUAGAAAUGAAGGAAUAUUUCCAAGCGCAUAUUUUUGUACAAAUCAAGAAGGUAUAAACAGAGAUUUUUUUGAGAAAGCCCACUUAUUGCUGGACUAUAACUAUACAUAUCCAGAGAAAGAUAGAAAAAAAUUUGCCACGAAGAUCAAAGAUUUCUAUUUUGGACAAAAUGAUAUAAGUGAAGAAAAUUUUGAUAAGUUGACGCAGAUGUUUGGUGAUCGGUUAUUCAUGUCUGGUAUCGAAAUCGCCGCAAAGCUACAAGCUAAAGCUAAUAAAGAAUCAGUUUAUGUAUAUUUCUUCAAUUAUGAUGAAAGUACCAUUAAAUUGGCUGACUUUUUGUGCCCACAACGAAAAGUUAGUGGUGUUGCCCAUUGUCAGGAUACUGUGUUUGCAUAUGGAUGUUUCGUAUUUCAUGAUUUAGCCGAAAGUGACAAACAUAUGAAGAAAAUAUUUAAUAUUUUUAUGAAUUCGUUUAUUACUAAAGGGAAACCUUUUAUUAGUGAGAACUUAGAAUGGCUACCAACCAAAGGAAACAAUCUGUCGUUUCUGAAUAUUACUAACUUUGACAAUAUUAAAAUGGAUACAGCAGCUUCAUUGUAUCCCACAGAUGUCUGGUCUGAAUUAAAUAAAUCUGAAUUCCAGAAUUAGGAUGUCCAAAUGAAGAGGAAGAAAAUAACAAAUAAUAUAACAAAAUUUUGUAGUAUAGAUGAAUUGUUAUUAAACAUUUUUAAAUAUCUUUUUCCUGUAAGUUUUUUUUAGUUUAGUUCUACUUUUAAAUUUUUGUUGUAUAUUGUGAU